Messenger RNA from Melampsora larici-populina 98AG31, 1143 nucleotides. RefSeq lists its product as uncharacterized. The coding region runs from base 5 to 640 and encodes 211 amino acids. The record is from RefSeq and is a predicted model, not a curated record. NCBI's taxonomy places the organism in Eukaryota, Fungi, Basidiomycota, Pucciniomycetes, Pucciniales, Melampsoraceae. The transcript has 2 exons.
UGAUAUGGUAGGACCAGGUAGACCGGGAGGAGUACAAGAAUUAUCAUUACCACAACCUUUAGCAAGAGAAGAAGCGAAUACGAAUUUUGGAAAUGGGCGAAAUCUAGGAUAUGGAUCAUCACAACCAUCUGGCCCGACUCAUCCUUCAUUACAUCAACUUAGUAUGAAUUAUAGAAAUGCAAUGGAACCAGAAGAAGGUGAUCAACCGAAUUCAGCAGCACAUGAUCAUGGAUUCUUUAGUCCACCUUAUCUUGGAUCUAAAUCUUCUAAUCAAUCUAAUCCAACUAAAAGUUCAUUGGGUAAGAUUAAUACUUCGUUUGUGAAUCGAGGAGGUAUAGGAAGUGGUGAGGAGGGUAGUAGUCGUAGUAGUAGUUUAGGUGGAGCAGAUGAGUUUUCACAUUUGUUUCAAGAUCAUAACAUUGGUGGAAGAAAAGGAGUCAGUUUAGCUGAUGUAGGAGCUGUACCUGAUUCCACUGGAACGAUGAGAAGAGUAGAUCGAAGUACAGCUACUACGAAUAGUUCAAGUACAGGAACGAGUAGUCAAAGUAAUUUACCAUUUACUCAUCAUCAUCAUCAACCACAAGCAGCUAAUAGUCAAACUGGAUUACCUAAACCUCCAACGUUUUCAAUGUUUAGAUGAGUUUUAAUAUAUAUAUUACUUGAAUUGUUUUCUUUUUUUUUUGAUCAGGACACUAUUUUUUUUAACCAAAGAAAAGAAAGAAAUGUCUUUUAAAUAUAUAUAUAUAUAUAAUAUUCUCUCAUUCCUUUUUUUGUUUUAUUUAAUAUCUAUAUAUAUAUAUGUGUGUGUGUGUUUGUGUGUGUGUGUAAUACGCAUUUCAAUUUUAAGGUUUUUUUAUAUAUAUAUCUCUCCUAUUUUCCUCGCAUAUCUUUAAAUUAAUUAAUUGAAAUGUAGAAUUUAAUUAAGGUUUUUUUUUUCUUUUGCUUUUUUUUUGAUUGAAAAACUUUACACUUUUUCUUUUUUCUUUGUUCUUUUUUUUUGCAAUUUUGAGAUUUCGAUGUGCUUUUCUUUUAGGAAGAAUUUGGUUUGUUUUAAUUUUGAACUUUUUUUUUGUUUGUUUGUUUGUUGAGGGUUUGGUUUUUUUUUUGGUUUGAAAUUUGAUUUUUCAUGAAUAAGUAGAAAAU